ACUAAGUCACUCAACCCAUUUCUUAAAGUACUUUUAAUUUUAUAACUUUUUAGGAAAUAUAUACGGAAUAAUCAAAAUGUCUUUUAAAAGUUAAGAAGCAAAAUUCAAAAGUUAAAUGGAGUGGUUAUAUUUUAUGAUGUUUUGGAUACUUUUUUCUGUCAUUAUGGUCGUGCAAGGAAGUUUCACAAAUCAAACUUUAUAAAGUCUUUCACAGGUCGUCCGAAAAUGGGAUGCUUUUUGAGCCUGUUCGACCGUAAAACUACGCACGUCCAUCGGGCCACAAGCUUCACCACAGCGCAUAGCAACGGCAUAGCACGAGUUCCAAGGCUUGACCUUUCUACCGUUUCUGAAAACAGAACUCGAAAACGCCGCCGACAUAAGGCAGGAGGUCAAGAUGACAUCGACGGUGACUUAGUUAUGCGCUUACGCCCACCACCGCCUCCUCCACGGUCGACAACUCCGCGGUCGCCGACUCCAGAGAGGACGUUCUUGUCACCCCGGCCACUUCCGACGUGUCCUCCAACGCCCCUUGGCGAGCGCCCGUCUCUUGUUGUUCAGUACGUCGAGGAUUUGGAACCCGUUAUGCAGGAAGUGCCCGACGAAAUCCCCGUCUGCACUGCCGCUAGCACAAACCAUUCAAACACCGUUUCUAUUUCAAACGUCUCAGUUUAUGGUAACUCGACAAGAGAUUUGACACAACCGUACGGACUUAAGAAGACCUGGUCGAGUCGAAACGACGACCUUCUUAUCGAAGAAUUGGACACUGAGGUGGAGGAUCAUAGCAGACUCAGCAAAACUAGACACACAUUUGGCAAAGAGGAACGAAUCAACCCCAUCGCUACAGAUAUCCUGUUACCAAGAAUAAAAGGUGAUGCUCCUGUCAGCAAAAUUACUGUUGAAAAUCAAAAACUGUUCGAAAAUCAAGCUAAAAGCAAGGACUUUACCGGGAACGAAAAUAUUCCAGCUGAGCAUUUGGGCGAGCCUGAAAACAAGUUAAUGAGCACAAUGACGCCUAAAACAGUCCUGCAAGGCUCGACACCUGGUAUUCCAAAUGUUCGCUCUCUUGCCAAUGGAAGAAGUGGGAGUAAAAGGCUUCCAAUAAAUGACAAUGAUGUUUCAAAUGCUUAUUUAAAUGUUUAUAAAGAAGAAAUCAUAAAACCACAAUCCGAUUUAACUGCAAUGAACUCUACAAUUCAAGACAGAAUUGGUGAACAGACCGCUGAUGAACAUUCUAAAAUCGCGUCUGUAAUGCUGACCAAUAAGACGGAAACAAAGUCUGUUCCCAGUGGGACUCUCUAUGAAAGUGAAUUGAAACGUUCUAGGGAAAGUCGUAAACGUAAACGUGGUCCGAAACGGAGUAAACCGGAUUAUACACCACGACCACAGGAAGUAUCCAAAAUCAGGCACACAGGUCAUUCAAUUGAGCUCAAUGGAAAGUCGAGAAUAAGACGUGACUCUGCUAAAACUGGCAGUACUCUUACGUUAGAUGGCAAAAUGUCGCUUGGAAGUAACGACUCCCUGUACAGUUUCGACAUCGAAAAAUUUAACAAAGAAAAUGACCAGGCAAACCAAACGUAUUCUUACGUUAGAACUGGAACCACUCCAAUUAACUUUAAAGGCCUAACGGAUGACGAUAAGGCCAAUAUAAUAGACAUAGAGGACGACGAUUUUAAUGACAGUGGUGACGACUCUUGGCUUGAAUCUAAGCCUAGUGAAGAAAAAUUCGAUGCCUUUUAUGGCAUGAAACCGUACACAGUUUUAGGAAGUACCAAUCUGAAUGAUUCUGACCGGAGGAGAUCUGACUCUCCUGCAAGCGGACCUUCUACCAACGCGCUGAGCACCAAACAGAAGCUUCUGUACUCGCGGUUUAACCGCAGACCUUAUUCUGAGACAGUUCUGCCAUCAAAUAACAGGCCACCGUUACCCCCUGGUAAAGAUAUCAAAAUAAGACCCGCCUCAGAAACUCAGAGAAAAACACAAACAUUUUCAAGAUAUUUUGCAUCGGACUUUGACGUCAGGUGAAUUAGUUUGGUGCCACGUGGAAAGUAAUAUGCAAACAUUAGUGAUUAGUGAUCACACUAAUUUAUUAUGAAACUGAAAUACAUCGAGAAUUUAAUAAACGUUACCCAAUUAUGCUGAGGUCUGUCUGUUAUAUUGUUGUUCUAGUGGGGCUAUCUUAAAGCAGUGUUUAGCAAAAUCGUGCGAUUUGUGAGGAAAAGCACAUAUUCUCAUUUUACCUACCGCGAUCGCAGAAAAAAGAGUCAAUUAAUAUAAUCAAAUAUUGCUGAUCUUUCUGCCCUUUUUAAAAAUAGCGAAAUGUAGCUAAUUAAAAUGACUAUUUCUUUCUUUAGGGUGUAGUAUUAAAUAUGAAACUUUCUAUUGACAUAUUAAUUGUUUUAGUCCGGAACCAAUUUUACGGUGAGAUAUUUGCUUAUAGCAUGUAGUUUACGCAAUUAAACGUUACCUAAAAACAACAACAAAUUAUACAGUAAGAACAUAGUUUACACAUAUGUUUUCCAUUUUAAUGUAUCAGGGAAAAACAAACAAAUAAAUUGUGCAUUGUAUGUGUAUUUACAAAUAAGCCUAUUUCCUUAGGCCAUUAAAAUUGAAAACGUAAAUAAACCAUGAUGGCUUAGGCAUGAAUUCAUUUAUGAAUAUCAUUAAUACACAAACAAACAUUGAAAAGAUCACAGCACACAGUCAUUUAUAGGUAAUGAAACUAAAUAAUUUUCAUUGCAUGCAUGUUUUAUAAUUUGCAGUACGGGUGUAGUGUGUUCUAUCUGUGUUACUGUUUUUACUGAGAUACUUUGUAUAUAUAUUAUAGGAUUUUGUCAUAUUUUUCAUUAUGUGUAAAAAACAUGAUACAUCAACGAUAUGUUUAAGUUUUAAGAUAUAUUUUCAGUAUGUUCGAGGUUUAUAGGGUGUAAUUUACGUAACCGAAAACAAAAUUAUACAAAAAAGAAACUUUUACAAAUACAUAUUCCUCAUAGAUAUGUUUGUUUAUUGUAAUAUCUAGUUAAGGCAAAUUUAACGUUUUCAUUUCAAUCGCAGAUGUUUUAACACAAAAUAAAAAUGGAUUGCACAUUUUUUUUUUAAAAAGCUUGUCCAAAACGCUUUUUUUUUCACAAGAAAAUGACAACUUUGCUUUUGUUUUAAUUUAUAGUAAAAAAACAUGAUCAUGUUUAAAAAAUGUAAUUAUAAUAUUGCCAUUAAACUGAAUACAUAUAAGACAGAGUUUUGAUUGUUUUUGAAAAUCUUGAAAAAAAUAU
Mya arenaria is the source of this 3269-nucleotide messenger RNA. RefSeq lists its product as uncharacterized. The record is from RefSeq and is a predicted model, not a curated record. NCBI's taxonomy places the organism in Eukaryota, Metazoa, Mollusca, Bivalvia, Myida, Myidae. The transcript is spliced from 3 exons. Bases 226 to 2022 code for a protein of 598 amino acids.